Molecule: messenger RNA, 4159 nt
Organism: Panonychus citri (citrus red mite)
Lineage: Eukaryota; Metazoa; Arthropoda; Arachnida; Trombidiformes; Tetranychidae
Product: toll-like receptor 6
Exons: 1
Coding region: 298-3288 (996 amino acids)
Cellular component (GO): extracellular matrix
Molecular function (GO): protein binding
Source: RefSeq, a predicted model, not a curated record
UUUCUCGUUUUUCAAGUUUAGUUUUGGUCUUGACUCUUUAUACUUUGCGUCAUUUUUUGUGUUCCAUUCUCUCUCUCUCUCAGUGUAGUUGAAAAUGAAAAUAUACACAGUGUUUAGACUUUUUAACUAAAAGGUGAUGUGAUGUUAAAAGUGUCCAUUGUAUCCAUUUGGUGAUUUUCUCUUUUCGGUGAUCUAAAUUUUUGUGUUUUCUUUUCUUUUUGUUUUCAAAUGGACACCAUGAUAAUAACUAACUUGAAACUAGAAGAGAGUGAAUAGAUUUUUAUAAUAUUAUGUACCAUGCAAUCCAUUAACUAUUUACUAUUGUUGUUAUUACUCUUUUGGACCAACAAUCUUGGAUUAAUUGUUGUUAAAGUUGUUGAUUGUUAUUCAUCAUCUUCAUCAUCUAUUUUACCAUCAUCUUUAUCUCCAUCUUCCGAGCUGAUUCAAGAUGGUAAUCGACCAUUGGAAAGUAUUGAUCUUUCUUUCAAUGGGAUGUCUUCUGUUCCUGAUGAGCUUUUCUGCCAACUUUCCAACUUAGCUGUCAUCAAUCUUUCCAAUAAUUUGUUCACCGAUGUAGUAUCCAUUGGAUUUUCAUCUUCUGUUAAACGUUCAUCUUCAUCUUCAUCUAAAAACAAUAACAAUAAUAAUAAUAAUAAUGGUAGUGGUCAAAACUCUAGUUGGUCCCAUUGUUCAGUUAAUUCUACAAGCCAAUUGGAUUUAUCUUACAAUCGUCUCAAAGUUUUAACUGAUCGAGGCUUUUCUACCUUGACACAUCUUAAGGUUCUUCGGCUUAAUAAUAAUCGUAUCUCACGAGCAGAAGAAUCUUCUCUUAAUGGACUCAGUGAAUUAGCCUUACUUGAUCUGUCCAAUAACGAGCUUGUUGCCCUUCCACCAGGAUUUUUUACCCCAAUUAAAAGUUCACUUCGUGAAUUAUACCUUCAAAAUAACAGUAUUUCUGUAUUACCACCACUUCAAUUCAAUGGACUCCAAUGGAUUCAUAUACUUAAUAUGAGCCACAAUGAGAUAGCCAACAAUUGGAUUAAUGUUGACACUUUUGCUGAUCUUACCUCUUUAGUGACUCUUGAUUUAAGUUACAAUCAAUUAAAUAAGAUUGAUUCAACAACCUUUAGAGCUCAAACCCGCCUUGAAGCUUUAUAUCUCCAUCACAAUAAGAUUGAAAGUAUUGCUGAUAAUGCAUUCUCAUCUUUAAAUAAUCUUCAACAACUAGUCCUUAGUUAUAAUCAUCUAAACAAAUUGGACUCAGCAGAAUGUUUUACUGGUCUCAAAAAGCUACCAAGUUUACAUCUUGACCAUAAUCGAAUUGAACAAAUUCAUAAUGAAAUAUUUCGUAAUCUAACAAGCUUAAUGGAUCUUAAUUUAUCUCACAAUUGGUUAAAGAAAACUGUUCCAGGAGCCAUGUUAUGGACACACUCAUUACGAAAUUUAGAUUUAUCUUAUAAUUCAAUAAGUGAAAUUGGUAACGCAUCAUAUCAAGGUAAUGCUCAACUGUACAGUCUUGAUUUGGAAGGUAAUCAAAUUGGUAACCUUUCACGUGGUGUUUUUGCCGAUCUACCUUUUCUACGGAUCAUCAAUUUGGCCGCUAAUCGAAUUGAAGCGAUAGAAGAGUCUACAUUCAUCGAUGUUCCAGAUCUUCAUGUACUUCGUCUUGAUUCAAAUAGUUUAUCCAAUAUAAAUGAACUUUUCAAUGGUUUAAGAGAUUUACUGAUGCUCAACAUAUCAGCAAACAAGAUUGCCUGGUUUGAUUAUGCUCACGUUCCUUAUGGUUUACAGUGGUUAGAUAUACACGAUAAUCUAAUUGACAGUUUAGAAAAUCUCUAUGAACUUCAAUCGUCACUUCGUUUAAAAACUCUUGAUGCAUCUUUUAAUAAGAUAACUCACCUUUCCAAAGCAUCUUUACCCAAUGGUAUUGAAGUGAUCUUACUUAAUAAUAAUUUAAUCAACCGUAUCGACCCAUCAACCUUUUUGGGUAAACAAAAUUUAACUCGAGUUGAUCUAACCAGUAAUCGACUUAACACUUUACAUCAAAAUGCUCUACGUUUAAGUAAAGUCGCUUUACGUCGACCAUUACCUGAAUUUAAUAUAUCGAAAAAUCCAUUCAGGUGUGAUUGUAACAUUGAAUGGUUACAAAAGAUGAUCACCACAGAUGAAUCUCGACAAUAUCCUAAAAUUGUUGAUGUUAAUCAUAUAAUGUGUGACUUUGCUUUCAAGAAGAAAGUAUCUCCCAUGCCAUUAGUUCAAGCUGAUUCAUCAAAUUUCUUGUGUACUUAUAAGAGCCAUUGUUUUGCUUUAUGCCAUUGUUGUGAUUUUGAUGCUUGUGACUGUGAAAUGAUGUGUCCAGAAAAUUGUGUUUGUUACUACGAUCAAGCUUGGAAUACCAAUAGUGUUGAUUGUAGUGCCAAUGGUCAUACAGUGGUACCACCAAGGAUACCAAUGGAUGCAACUGAGCUUCACCUAGACGGUAAUGACAUUCCAUCUCUCUCUAGCCACACCUUUAUUGGCCGUAAAUAUAUGAAAAUCCUCCACCUAAACAAUAGUAACAUCUACACCAUCAACAACCGCACCUUCAAUGGCCUCAUAGCCCUUGAGGUUUUGAACUUAUCUCACAAUCGGCUAAUUACCCUCCAUGGAUAUGAAUUUGAACGCCUUGUUAAUUUAACAGAAUUAUACCUUGAUCAUAAUCGAAUCUCAACUAUUGCCAACAAUACCUUUGCUGCCUUGACUUUAUUACAAAUUCUCCACAUUGAUCACAAUUACAUCGUUGAUUUUGAAAUCUGGAAUUUCAAUCUUAAUUCACACCUGAUGACCAUUAAAAUGGCCGCAAAUCCAUGGUCAUGUGAGUGUCACUAUAUUGAGCCCGCUCUUGAUUGGGUUCAUUCAAAGGUUCAUCUUAUUUCCGAUGCCAGGUACAUGGAAUGUUAUUAUAAUGAAACUUCAGGUAUUCCAUUACUGCCCAAAUUUAACAUCUCAUCGUGCACCAAUCUUUCAGCACGUAAGAUGUUAGCUCAAAGGUUCCAAGUUGAAAACUUUGUCCCGAUAUUUGUUAUCAGUGGAGCACUUUUGGUUAUAAUUGUUGUCAUUUUCAUUGUGAUUCUCAUAAUUAACUUCUUCUUCAAGGGUGAAAGCUCUAGGGCUCAUCAUGCAAGUCCUGAAACAAUACACAAACAUCUUAAUCCACUUGCACAUACUCAUUCACUCAUCCACACCACAAGAGGAAGUGUUUUCAACGAUGAUCUUCGAAAUGUGAGAAACGAAUGGAGAAAAUGUUGAGAUUUUUCUAAGUCAAGUUCAUACAAUUAUAUAAUAUAAAUAAGAGUGUAAAUAAUCGUGUAAAUAACCAGAACAAAAAUGAUCACAUCAAUACAGCAAAAGAAUCAGAAGGAGCUCGAAAUUUGGUCAUGAAAUAACUUUUGUGCAGAUAAACGAUAAGCCGAAUGAUGUAUUUUCUGUUAACAUGAGUUGUAAACAAAGAAAACUCUAAAUCUACAUACCGAUUGGAUGGCUAUUUUUUCAUCAACAAGACGUACAAAGAGUGUUUUUUAUAUCCAUUGAAAUUUAUCUUCAAAAGAUCAAAAUAGUUUAUAUUAAUUUCCAGUUCAUACAAUCUCAUGUUAAUGGAGAAAAUAUCAUCUACUGUUGUUUCAAGCUCAUCAGUCCACAGUCUUCAUGUAGACUCAAGUUUCAAGUUCAGAGGAUUUUCAAUCACUUGUGCUGUGCAUCUCUCACCUCCUUUAAUUUAUCUCUCAAUCACCAAGAUUAGGAAAAAAGUCUGACUGGAGGAGAUACCUUCUUUUCCAAUAUCAUCAUCACCAUCAUCAAUUUCACAACAACAUCAACAGAAAAAAAAACCAGAUUGUAUGGAGAAAAAAAGAGCAAAAAGGAACAUCAGACAAAAAUGUGUCUCUUUCACAAGAAGGAGAUGAAAGAAAAGCUAAAAGGAAAAAGAAGCCAGAAGAAAAUCUGAUAACCAUCACAGGUCCUCAUCAAUAAUAUCUGGUCUCCAGAUCUUCUACAAGCCGUCUAAUCGUUUUCUCCUGGAGAAAAGAAAAAAAAACCACCACCACUACCACCACCAAAAAGACAUCAAACAAAAGAAGGUCCCUCUCUCUCUCUCUCUCUCUUAAGAUGCUCACACGAUAUA